This is a messenger RNA of Trichobilharzia szidati, 510 nucleotides long. The record is from the annotation of a GenBank genome assembly. NCBI's taxonomy places the organism in Eukaryota, Metazoa, Platyhelminthes, Trematoda, Strigeidida, Schistosomatidae.
AUGUUGGUCGAGGCAAUCAUUCGGCAUGGUACAUGGUCAGGUGUCAGAAGAACAUGGACUUCUGCAACAUUAUCUAAAGGCGCAACAGCAAAUGACUCAUUUAAGUCUUUCAACGUAAGAGUCGCUCUACCUCGCCAGCUUAAAAUCGAAGUAGAAGAAAAGUUGCUGAGUUCCAUGAGAAGACGAAUCAUACGAUGUUACUUGUGUGGUCCGGUUGCACGUGAAUACCUGUGUGGUGUGCAAACUCCGUUUUUCUGUGCAACGCCCGGUCGCUCGCAUCAUUAUAACCGAUUGUCACCACAACAUACUCUAAGAUGGUUGAAAAGGUGGGCACAAGUCAGAUCGCCUUCGCUAAGAAGAAGAUGCUAUCACGGGUUCGGAGCUCAAUGGUACGCUUCAAUCAGUCUUCGUAACAACUGUAUGUUAGUCCGUGCCAGGAAAUUCUUAUUACCACGAACUGCAUUAUGUGUUAAUGAGAGUGGUGCUGUACGCCUUGAAAUAUUUCGCUGA